This is a messenger RNA of Patella vulgata (common limpet), 1142 nucleotides long. Its product is annotated as mannan endo-1,4-beta-mannosidase. The record is from RefSeq and is a predicted model, not a curated record. The coding region runs from base 3 to 1142 and encodes 379 amino acids. The transcript has a single exon. NCBI's taxonomy places the organism in Eukaryota, Metazoa, Mollusca, Gastropoda, Patellidae.
CAAUGGGAUUAUGCGUGUUGGCUCUGUAUCUGAUAGUGCUUGCUAGCAUUGCCAAUGCUGGUAGGCUGCAGAUCCAAGGAACUCAUUUUGUCAAAGAUGGGAAACGAGUCUUCCUGUCAGGAGGAAAUCAGGCUUGGAUCGCAUACGGAUACGACUUUGGGGACAACAAUUACGAAUAUCGUAAGACGGAGUUUGAAAAAUAUCUGAAAUUGGUUAGUGACAAUGGUGGAAAUUCAAUUCGUGUUUGGAUCCAUAUUGAGGGUGUCAUAAGUCCACAUUUCGACAACAAUGGAUAUGUCACUGGUCUGGACCAAAAAGGAACCUUCGUUGCGGAGUUCAAGGAAUAUCUCGCUAGGGCGCAGCACUACAACAUUUUAAUAUUUCCAUGUCUGUGGAAUGGAGCUUUAAAACAACAACAUCAGCAUUUAGAUGGUUUGAUUAAGGACACAGCAAAACUUCAAUCCUACAUUGAUAAAGCUUUAAUUCCAUGGGUUAAAACUGUACGAGAUGAACCAGCUUUGGGUGGAUGGGAUAUCAUGAACGAGUUCGAAGGGGAGAUAAUACCAGGUACCCACAAUAGUGAACCGUGCUUCGACACCACCUUCUUGCAGAAUUCUGGAGCCGGGUGGGCAGGCGCUACUUACUCCGCCCAGGAACUACUUAGGUUUGUUAACUGGCAGGCUGAUGCCAUCAGGAGAACAGAUCCCGGAGCUCUUGUGACUGCCGGCUCGUGGAAUGCAAGAGACAAUACUGAUAGACUCAAUACGCACAAUCUCUACAGCGACCAUUGUCUCCGCAAGGCUGGUGGCAAACAGCAGGGCGUUUUGAACUUUUUCUCGUCUCACAGUUACGCUUGGCAAGGCAAAUACGACGAAUUCUCACCUUUCAAACAUAAAGCCUCCGAUUAUGGUUUUUCAAAACCUUUUGUGAUCGCAGAGUUUAACCAAGUCAGUGGUGCAGGAAUGGAUAUCACUGAACAGUUCCAGUGGGCCUAUGAUAAUGGUUAUUCGGGUGCAUGGACCUGGCAUUUACAUGCCGAUGGAUCAAACACAGAUUCGACAGCAAAUCAACUGCGAGGUAUGAAAUACAUGAAGAAUAAAAAUGACCAAAGCAAAGGCGGGCUUGUCGCUUUCACGAUAUGA